AUGGCAAAGAAGUUGCUAAACCUCCUCUACUUUCAGCUUAUUCGUGGUGGUGUUGAUGCUAUUCGGUUGGCAUGUCAAAAGUAUUGUUUGAAGACUGGGUAUCGCGUUACAAAAGUGAAGAAUGAUCGUGAAAGGCACACUUGUGGAGGUGGUGUCAAGUUGAGAUGUCCUAAAGUAUCGAAGAAGCUGGUACACAACCUUAUUCAUGAUCGUGCGAUGCACAAUCCACUUAUCAAGCCUCGUAAAAUUGAAGAUUACAUAAAAUGUGGGGCUGGUGUUAAUAUCAAGUAUCAUCAUGCAUAUCAUGGUUUGGAAAUGUCACACCGUGAAAUUUUUGGCAAUGAUGUAAAGUCUUACUCCGAUCUGGUUUGGUGGGUUAAUUCAUUGAAAGAAACAAAUCCUGGAUCUUAUGUGUAUUUUCAAUAUAAUGACGCAACUCAAACAUUUGAAAGGUUAUUCAUUGCAAUAGGCGCUUGUAUUGAAGCAUAUGCAUUGGUCCCUGGAGAAGAUGUUGACAAUUGGGAUUGGUUUAUGCGCAAUCUUAAGAACAUUGUUGGUGACCGCCCUAUCACAUUUAUGUCUGAUCGUCAUGAAGGAUUGUUGAGGUCUAUUCCUGCACAUUUUCCGAAUUCCCAUCAUGGCUAUUGUUACUACCACUUGAAAGGAAACCUACCAAUCAGGACAUCAGACGAGAAGUAUAAACAAGUUAUGACUUGUUUCAAAAAAGCAACUUAUGCUCUCACACCAGCAAGAUAUGAAGAAGCACUUAUGGAAAUGGAGUUAAUAGGAAGGCCUGGGGUUGCUAACUAUUGUCGCAAUAUGCCUAGGGAACAUUGGUCCAGCGCGUUCUUCACUGGCUGUAGAUUUGGUCAGACUACAUCAAGUGUUUCUGAGUCUUUAAAUAAUUGGAUUCGGAAAGACAAGAGGUUGCCUGCCUGGGCCCUCGUUGACAUGAUCGGGUUACGCAUUAUGGAGUUGAUGAAUGAACAUCGCGAAUUGAGUGUUUUGAUGGACCCUGAGUUGCUCACUCCUACCUACCAGGCGUUACUUAAAGAACAUAUUCAAAUUAGUCGAGUUUGGAAUGUUACUCAAUCAUCUGGUUAUGUCUAUGAGAUUCAUUCACCUAGGUCUCACACUGUUGCUCUGCUGAGCAAGACUUGCACCUGCCAAAGAUGGCGUGUUUAUGGUUUUCCAUGCUCUCAUGCUGCAACAACUAUUUCUUCCGAGGGUGAUAGAUACGUAGAUUAUAUCCAAGACUAUUUUAAAGUUACGAAUUUUCAGCAGCUGUAUUCAAUUAUGUAA
Papaver somniferum (opium poppy) is the source of this 1302-nucleotide messenger RNA. RefSeq lists its product as uncharacterized. Gene Ontology annotation, molecular function: zinc ion binding. Lineage: Eukaryota; Viridiplantae; Streptophyta; Magnoliopsida; Ranunculales; Papaveraceae. The record is from RefSeq and is a predicted model, not a curated record. The coding region runs from base 1 to 1302 and encodes 433 amino acids. The transcript is spliced from 5 exons.